UGUACUCCAUAGAUUUGUUAGACGGCUAGCGCUUACUGGCGGAAAUCAAGCGGAGUAGGCGCGAUCUUAGCACAAUCCGAAAUCAUCGGUGCCUUUAUAAAGAUUAUCGAAUCCACCACUGCGCUCCUCAGUUCUUUUAAGUGUUCAUUUUUCUUAGCCAAUGUUUUGGGUGGAAAUCGACGCAGGAUUUAAAUAAUAACGAAGCGAUUAAGUCGUGUUCCCUUGAGAUCCGGGCAAAACUGUCGCUAUCUGUGUGCGUGCGCGCGGAUCAUUUCUCUUUAUCUCAUUAACAGGCACAAUCUGUAGUUAAAAUGGCUUGUGGGGCCACGCUGAAAAGGACUAUGGAUUUUGAUCCUUUGAUGAACCAAGCGUCUCCCAAGAGGAGGAGAUGUGCGCCCAUGUCCCCGUCCUCCUCCAGCGCCUCCCCGCAGAAGUACCUGCGCAUGGAGCCCUCGCCCUUCGGCAGAGUGUCUUCAGCCCUCACCACAGAGCAAAUUUUGUGCAACAUAAAGCAGGAGUACAAGCGCAUGCAGAAGAGAAGACAUCUGGAGAACAGCUUCCAGCAGACAGAUGUUUGUUCCCCCAUCGACUCGCAGCCACACACCUCCAUCAGCAGCACAGCCACACUGCCAGGAGCCUCUGGAUCAGUGUCACCCUCCAGACGGGAGCAACCGUUAUUCACGCUGAAGCAGGUGGGCAUGAUCUGCGAGCGUCUGCUGAAGGAGCGUGAGGAGAAGGUUCGGGAAGAGUAUGACGAGAUCUUGACAACCAAACUUGCAGAACAAUAUGAUGCAUUUGUGAAGUUCACCCAUGACCAGUUGAUGAGGCGAUUUGGGGAGCAGCCUGCCAGCUAUGUGUCCUGAGUGGGCUCGUGCCGUGACUCAUCCUGUUCUUCUGUGGUCGUUGCCAUGCUCCAGUGGAUCUCUUUGCCUGUGUGAGCUCUAGACACACAGAAUAGGUUCAGCUGGGUUCCCCGCAGUGCCAAUCUGCAUCCUUUUCUCACUGGGCACAGAGUAUAUGUCAGGCUUCUGUCAGUGCGUAAACCACUCUCUCAAUCUCUCUCUCUUCAGCAGCCGAGUGCUUCCUGCCAACAAUGACCAUAUGUGGACCUCUGCAAAACUAUUAUUCAAAUCAGUGGCUCUUGUGUCUCUCUUACUGAAACCUGGAUAUUUAUUAGGCUUUACCGUUGCCUUUUAUACAGUCACCUCUUAUUUCAUCCUAGCGUUUUUUUAUGUUUAAUUUCAUUAAAUGCCUUUAUUGACAGCAAAUGAUGUUGAUUGCCAUGAUACAUGUGAUGUUGAGAAAUGGCCAUGUAUCUUCGAGACUGUUUAUAGCUUUGUGUAAAUACAUCCUCUCAUUCAUGUGAAGUUUUCAUGUACAAUCAUAUACAGCAUUUAUUUGGUUUGGAGUCUGUUUUCAUGGUUUGAAUUUAUUUUGGUUUAUUUUUUUCCCUUUUCCCCUCUGCAUUAUAGUUUUACUGCUCCUGUAGUUUAAAUGACUUUCUGUUGGGAAAAGUAUACCAAUAAACUGUU
Xyrauchen texanus (razorback sucker) is the source of this 1532-nucleotide messenger RNA. RefSeq names its product akirin 2 (gene akirin2). The coding region runs from base 312 to 863 and encodes 183 amino acids. Gene Ontology annotation, molecular function: transcription coregulator activity. The transcript is spliced from 5 exons. NCBI's taxonomy places the organism in Eukaryota, Metazoa, Chordata, Actinopteri, Cypriniformes, Catostomidae. Gene Ontology annotation, cellular component: chromatin; nucleus. The record is from RefSeq and is a predicted model, not a curated record. Gene Ontology annotation, biological process: positive regulation of innate immune response; positive regulation of transcription by RNA polymerase II.